Aegilops tauschii subsp. strangulata is the source of this 6425-nucleotide messenger RNA. RefSeq lists its product as uncharacterized. Gene Ontology annotation, molecular function: zinc ion binding; nucleic acid binding. Lineage: Eukaryota; Viridiplantae; Streptophyta; Magnoliopsida; Poales; Poaceae. The record is from RefSeq and is a predicted model, not a curated record.
GUAACUAAAAUUUCUGAACAUUUUUUUACAAAAGAAUCUUUAGAAAUCUGAUUUUUUUCGAAAAUUUCAAUUUAUGAUUUUUUUACGAAAAAAAAAAAUAAGAAACCAAAAUUAGAAAACAGAAGAUACAGGAAAUACAGAACACUUAACGCUACAGUGAAUCUUUGGUACACUGCUAGCUGAUGGGCCGGCUUGAGUUGACUAUCUGACGCAUUUAGCGUCAGAUAGGACCCUCUGUUCGGAGGUGGAAUGGAGAAGCUGCCGGAGCCCACACGUGGGCAGAGCGAGAUGUCAUGGGAUGAGCAGGGGCGGCGCGAAUCUGCUUUUGGGUGCGGCGGUGUGAUGCCAGCGGGAGGGCCGAGUCCCCAGGCUCGAGGCGCGUCCGGAGCUUGGUGCUCCGGCAAGUUCGGCUGGGAACGAUGGAGAGUCGAAACUCCGCGGCGAGCUGAUGCGGCGUACUUGGAAGCCAGCGUCGGCGGCGCCGGAGGACUAGUCCGUCGACGCGCGCAAGGUAGCAAGCACAAGCUCAGUUUGCCACCAUUGUUUGGAACCUUCUCGAGGCCUUUUGCUACCGAGCAGCUAUUCCAUAAGAAAACAGUGCGAAUCUCCAUGGUGAAAAAGGGAACAGGUAUGCAUCAACAUAUGCAUUCAGAGUUUUCCACUCCAAUCUUAGCAUUCAGGUUUUGUUAGAUCUUCCUUUUUCUAAAAAGAAGAUUUAUUUGACUUGAAGCAAAAAUGUACCACCUCUGUUCUUAAAUGUACGACGGCGCACUAUUUAUUUAAAAGAGUUGACCCUCAAAAUAGUUUAUUUCCUACUCCACCAAGGCAUCUCAUCAUAUUGAUGCUCUUGUUCAUCUCCAUUAUUGCCCCCAGUUUUAUUUGUUAGGUCACCUGUCAUACGUUUCAGUUAAGUAAUGAACUUCUUUCGAAGCCUAGACCUACAAACUCCAUUUGCUUUUCCAGCAUAGCGUGCAUAUGCAUGCCAUCAUAUUGGUGCUCAAAUCGUGCAUAGGAAGGCACAGGUAUCCCUCAAAUAGUGAUGCACGGAAGUGCCAUGGGCCAUCAAUGCGAGCAAGAGGCAUUCAACUGAUCGAGUUGACCUUCUUGUCGAGCAUAGGCGUCUUCUUUGCUCGCUCCAAGUGAUUUCUUCUUCCCUGCUGGUCGUGCCUCUGUUCCAGUUGCUCUACCAUCCAGUUGGGAGGUCCUUGCCACCACUCUUCUGCAAAUGGUAUGCAAACUUGUCACGAUAAGCAAAAUAGCAGCCAUCAUCGCAGACCUAGCUGUCAGUUAACAGCUGCUGGAGAAGUUUCAGUUUCGUCAGUCUUAGGUGUUCGUUUUUCUUUUCGUCAGUUUCGACAGUAGUUUGAUUUCUUCAGAGAUAAGCCGAGCUGCGUCUCGGUCGUAGUUUGUUAGAUUCUUCCGCGGCUCUGACCCGAUCGUGGGAUGGCACGAAGUAAACGGUCAUGGCCGCAGUGCGAGCAAUGCGCGGGGAGCGCUGGGAUGGCGGUGCUCACGACCCGGACAUGGCUUGUUUUUCGGUUUUCAGUUAGCGUUGUAAUCUCUGAAUAAAAGAACAGAAAAGCUGCAAAGUUCAGUGCGGCACAAAAACAUCACCGUCUUCCUCUCUCUCGUGUGAGCUCUCUCGUUAGGUCUGACAAGUGGCAUCAGAGCCGCGUUGCUGGGUCCUGUGAUGGCAGGUGAUGAUGGCAAGAAGAAGGCGGGGGACGUCGACGACGACGGCAGCAAAGGCUCGCCAAAAUCCGCAGUCGGCCAAGGGCGCGAGCUGGCGGUGGCGAGGCAGUUCGCUCCGGUCGUGUCGGGUCACGCCAACGUGCCACCAUUGACCCGCACGAACUACGCCGAGUGGAGUCUCCUCAUGGAGGUCGGGAUGCAGGCGAGAGGGAUGUGGCGCGCGAUCCUGGGCGCGGAGGAUCUCGACGACGAGUACGGGUACCGCAACGACAAGGGCGCGAUGGAGUUCAUCCUCCGAUCGGUGCCUCCUGAGAUGCUGCCCAUGCUGCGCAAGCACCAGACCUCCCAGGACCUGUGGGAGGCGAUCCGCGCCAUGCGCGCGGGCUCCGCGCGCGUCCGAGACGCAAAGGCCCAAACCCUGCGGGGGGAGUUCGACCAGCUGUGCCACAAACCCGGUGAGUCCAUUGAUGAUCUGGCCAUGCGUCUCACAGGGCUAUGUGCGCGCCUCGGCGAACUCGGAGACGCGAUCAGCGACAAGCGCGUGAUCCAGAAGUGGCUGCGAAUUGUCCCCAAGAGGUACUCGCAGCUCGCGGUCUCCAUCGACAACUUGGUCGACUUGGACACGACGUCGAUCGAGGAAAUCAUCGGUCGCUUCAAGGCGGCCGAGGAGCGGUACGAGCUGGACGCCGAGGAGGACGGCAACAGCAAGCUCCUGCUCACUCUGGAGGAGUGGAACGCGCGGAUGGGGCGCGGUGAUCAAGGCGGGUCCUUCAGCGGGGGGGCCAACGGCAACAAGAAGGGGCGUGGAAAGGGCCACGGCGACCGCGGAAAGGGCGUCACCCGUCCCGGCGGCGGAAAAACUGGGCCCAAGCGCUCAGGCAACUGCCGCUACUGCGGUAUUAGCGGCCACUGGGCUCGCGAGUGCCGCAAGAAGAUGAAGGACGAGGGCGGCGGCGAGGCGCACCUUGUGGCGGCUGAGGACGAGGAUCCUGCGCUUCUCAUGGCGCAGGUGACGCCGUUGCCUGACAAGCCCGAACUGGACGCGAGCGGCGAUCAGCUCGUACACCUCCACGAGGAGGGCGCAGAGGUCAGCCUCGGGGCCGCUGGCGACGCCAAGGAACCACUCUGGCAUCUGGACACCGGCGCAUCAAACCACAUGACGGGCAACUCCACCUUCUUUUCGGAGCUGGAUCGCCACGUCGCCGGGACGGUGCGUUUCGGUGACGGGUCGGUGGUCAAGAUCGAGGGGCGCGGGACGGUGGUCUUCGUCGCUCACGGAGGGCGUCACCGCGUGCUCUCUAAGGUAUACUACAUACCCCGCCUGCGUACCUCAAUCAUCUCCGUCGGGCAGUUGGACGAGGCGGGCUGCACCGCUCUGGUGCGGAGCGGCAUGAUGGUGGUGCGCGAUCGCCAGGAGAACGUCAUCGCCAAGGUGUACAGAUCGAGGAACACCGUCAAGCUGGAGAUCACGCGGCGUGAGGAUGCGUGGCGCUGGCACGCCCGCUACGGCCACCUCAACUUCGACGCACUCCGGAAGCUGGCCCAGGACGGCAUGGUGCCCGGCAUGCCAUUGGUCGAGCACGCCGAUCAGGUGUGCGAUAGCUGCCUUGUGGGCAAGCAGCGCCGCGCCCCGUUCCCUACGGAGGCGAACUACCGGGUGGGCGAUCGCCUGGAUUUGGUGCACGGUGAUCUGUGCGGCCCGAUCACGCCGCCAACACACGGAGGAAAGAGGUACUUCCUGUUGCUCGUGGACGACAAGUCACGCUACAUGUGGAUCGUGCUCCUGAGCAGGAAAGAUGAGGCACCAGCGGCGAUCAAGCGCUGGCAGGCAGGGGUGGAGGUGGAGACCUCCGUCAAGCUGCGCGCGCUCCGAACCGACAGGGGUGGCGAGUUCACCUCAACGGAGUUCGGGGAGUACUGCGCUGACCGAGGCGUACGCCGGCAGCUCACUGCCCCGUACUCGCCGCAGCAAAACGGCGUCGUAGAGCGCCGGAACCAGACCGUCGUCGGGACGGCACGGUGUCUCCUGAAGGCAAAGGGAGUGCCGAACGAGUUCUGGGGGGAGGCGGUGACCACCGCUGUCCACCUGCUCAACUGCGCGCCCACGAAGGCAGUGCGCGGCAUGACGCCGUAUGAAGCCUGGCACGGCGACAAGCCGGCGGUGAGCUACUUCCGCACGUUCGGCUGCGUCGCAGACGCCAAGGUGACACGACCAGGCCUCAAGAAGCUGGAAGACCGCAGCCUGCGCACUGUCUUCAUCGGGUACGAGCACGGACAGUCCAAGGCGUGGCGCGUCUACGACCCCGUGGGUAAGCGAGUGCACGUUACUCGCGACGCCGUCUUCGACGAGUCGGCAUGCUGGGACUGGCAGACAGCGACUCCGGGGGAGGGCACUUUCGUCAUCGAAUUCGCGCCCACGGUGGCCCUGACGCAGCAGCCGGAGCAGGCAAGAACAACACCUGCGAGCGUGGCGAGUCCAGACACGCCGGUGCGCGCCCACACUCCAUCUGGGGGUGCAUCGCCCGCGCCCGCGGUGCGCGGAGACACGCCAGUACACACUCCCAACCCCGAGCCUGUGGUGUACAAGGGGAAGGGCGUGAGGGACGGGUACGUCUCACCCCCUCCUGGAGCCACGCCGGACACUGCAUUGGGCACCCACGAGGCGCCACGGCGCUACCGCUCGGUCGACACCGUCCUCGAAGAAACUGAGCCGGCGACCCUGGAUCCAGCCGAGCUACUCCUUGUGGCUGGAGAGGAGCCAAACACAUUCGAGGAGGCGGAACCGCACGCAGCCUGGCGGGCGGCGAUGCUGGACGAGCUCCAGUCCAUUGAUGAGAACAAGACGUGGACGCUCGCCACGCUCCCCGCCGGCAAACAGGCCAUCGGGCUGAAGUGGGUUUUCAAGCUGAAGAAGAACUCUGCCGGAGAGGUCAUCAAGCACAAAGCAAGGUUAGUCGCGAAGGGAUACGCGCAGCGGCCGGGCGUGGACUACGACGAAGUGUUCGCUCCGGUCGCGCGGCUCGAGUCCGUGCACUUACUGCUUGCAAUCGCUGCAUAGGCAGGCUGGGAGGUGCAUCAUCUGGACGUCAAGUCCGCUUUCCUCAACGGAGAGCUGCAGGAGGAGGUAUACGUUGUGCAGCCGCCUGGUUUUGAGUGCCCUGGCGAGGAAGAUAAGGUGCUCCGUCUGUCCAAAGCACUGUAUGGGCUCUGUCAAGCGCCGCGCGCUUGGAACAUCAAGCUGGACGACACUCUGGUGUCGCUCGGUUUUCAAAGGAGCCCAUCGGAGCACGCCGUGUACAUGAAGUGCAAUGGGGACGAGCGAGUGCUGCUAGGGGUCUACGUCGACGACCUCGUCGUCACUGGCUCGAGCUUGGAGGCCAUCGUGCAGUUCAAGCUUCAGAUGCAGUCCGUCUUCUCCAUGAGCGACCUCGGGCUGCUGAGCUACUACCUCGGGAUCGAGGUACACCAAGGGGACGACGCGAUGACCCUCAAGCAGGCAAGCUACGCGGCCAAGAUCGUGGACAAGGCCGGACUUACAGGCUGCAAUCCAGUACACGUCCCGAUGGAGCCGCGCCUGAAGUUGAGCAAAGAAAGCACGAGCCCACCAGUGGACAGAAAGCUCUACCGCAGCAUCGUCGGCAGCCUCCGCUACCUGGUGCACUCGCGACCGGACAUCUCAUUUGCGGUGGGCUUUGUCAGCAAGUUCAUGGAGGCGCCCACAACGGAGCACUGGGCGGCGGUGAAGCAGCUACUAAGGUAUGUUGCAGGCACCCUGAACUAUGGGUGCAGGUACAAGAAAGGUGAGCCGAAGCCGCAGUUGGUUGGUUACAGUGAUGCGGACUUCGCCGGCGAUGUUGAUGACAGGAAGAGCACCUCAGGGACGGUGUUUGUGUUCGGUAAGAGUACGAUCAGCUGGCAAUCCCAGAAGCAGAAAGUGAUCGCCCUCUCGUCGUGCGAAGCCGAGUACAUGGCGGCAACCACAGCCGCGUGCACAGGCGUCUGGCUCCGGCGAAUGCUCAUUGAUCUAUUGGGAGAUCCGGGGAGUGCAACACCACUGCUCAUCGACAACAAGUCAGCAAUCCAACUUUGCAAGAAUCCUGUCUUCCAUGACAGAACUAAGCACAUCGAGACGCGGUUUCACUUCAUUCGUGAGUGUGUGCAAGAUGGGAGGAUCGCCGUCGACUACAUCCACACCGGCGAGCAACUUGCUGACAUCAUGACCAAGGCGCUGCCACGGGUGAAGUUCCAGGAGCUGCGAGAGAAGUUGGGCAUGGUCGACAUCAGCAGCUGAUUAAGGGGGAGAUUGUCAGUUAACAGCUGCUGGAGAAGUUUCAGUUUCGUCAGUCUUAGGUGUUCGUUUUUCUUUUCGUCAGUUUCGACAGUAGUUUGAUUUCUUCAGAGAUAAGCCGAGCUGCGUCUCGGUCGUAGUUUGUUAGAUUCUUCCACGGCUCUGACCCGAUCGUGGGAUGGCACGAAGUAAACGGUCAUGGCCGCAGUGCGAGCAAUGCGCGGGGAGCGCUGGGAUGGCGGUGCUCACGACCCGGGCAUGGCUUGUUUUUCGGUUUUCAGUUAGCGUUGUAAUCUCUGAAUAAAAGAACAGAAAAGCUGCAAAGUUCAGUGCGGCACAAAAACAUCACCGUCUUCCUCUCUCUCGUGUGAGCUCUCUCGUUAGGUCUGACACUAGCUCCUUUCUUCUUGUUCACUCAUAUAGUAUACUCUUCUCCAUUUGCAUU